Messenger RNA from Humulus lupulus (European hop), 2229 nucleotides. Its product is annotated as exocyst complex component EXO70A1. NCBI's taxonomy places the organism in Eukaryota, Viridiplantae, Streptophyta, Magnoliopsida, Rosales, Cannabaceae. The record is from RefSeq and is a predicted model, not a curated record. Gene Ontology annotation, cellular component: exocyst. Gene Ontology annotation, biological process: exocytosis. Gene Ontology annotation, molecular function: phosphatidylinositol-4,5-bisphosphate binding. The coding region runs from base 179 to 2116 and encodes 645 amino acids. The transcript is spliced from 11 exons.
CUUUCAACCCGGACAUGUGUACGUGUGGUGUGGAGGGAAAAAUUGCAGAAACCGAUCAAAUUCCAGAGAGAGAACCGUACAAAAAAAAUCAUCGCCUAAAUCACGUAUACUGCGUUUUCAUUUUCUUUCUAGCCAAACAGUAACAAAAAGCAAGAAAAUACGGUAAAGAAAACCAGCGAUGGGAGUUCCACAAACCAUGGCGACUCUGAGCGAGAGAGCAGCAUCUAUAAGAGAGUCGCUUCAGAAGAGCCAGACGAUAACCGAUAGCAUGGUUGCCAUUCUCGGCUCCUUUGACCACCGCCUCUCUGCUCUAGAAACCGCCAUGCGUCCCACUCAGAUAAGAACGCAUUCGAUGCGGAGGGCGCAUGAGAAUAUUGAUAAGACGAUUAAAGCAGCAGAGUCUAUACUGGCGCAAUUUGAACUCACUCGCAAGGCAGAGGCUAAAAUACUGAGAGGGCCACAUGAGGAUCUUGAGAGCUACCUUGAAGCAAUUGCCCAGAUGAGAAGCAUUGUUCGCUUCUUUAGUGGCAACAAAAAUUUUAAAGGCAGUGAUGGUGUUCUUAAUCAUACUAGUAACUUGCUUUUAAAAGCUAUGUCAAAGCUGGAAGAUGAGUUCAGACAGCUUUUAACAAAUUACAGCAAGCCCGUGGAACCUGAUCGUCUUUUUGAUUGUCUUCCCAACUCUCUAAGGCCAUCAUCGACAUCAACUGGGCAUAAAAGUGAUGCCAGUGGCAAGGGUCACUCUGAUCACCAAAACAAACGUUUAGAAGCUGUAGUAUAUGCACCACUAAAUCUUAUCCCACCCAGGGUUCUGCCAUUGCUGCAUGAUUUGGCUCACCAAAUUAUUCUGGCUGGCAGUCCACAACAGCUACUAAGAACUUACAGGGACACUCGAGCACCAGCUUUGGAACUGACUCUUAAAAAACUGGGUGUGGAGAGACUUGGUAAAGAAGACAUCCAGAAAAUGCAAUGGGAGGUUUUGGAGGCAAAGAUUGGAAAUUGGAUACACUACAUGCGGAUAACUGUCAAACUGCUUUUUUCUGGCGAAAGGAAAAUCUGCGAUCAAAUUUUUGAGGGUGUCGAUUCUAUUAGAGAUCAAUGUUUUGCUGAAGUUACUGCAAAUAGUGUGGCUAUGCUCCUCAGUUUUGGAGAGGCUAUUGCCAGAAGCAAGAGGUCUCCUGAAAAAUUAUUUGUUCUUUUGGACAUGUAUGAAAUAAUGAGAGAACUUCAGUCAGAGAUUGAAACACUCUUUGGAAGUAAAGCAUGCUUUGAAAUGCGUGAAUCAGCGUUGAAUUUAACAAAACGGCUAGCCCAGACAGCCCAGGAAACAUUCGGAGAUUUUGAAGAAGCAGUUGAGAAAGAUGCCACAAAAACGGCUGUUCUUGAUGGAACCGUUCAUCCUUUGACCAGCUAUGUGAUCAAUUACGUAAAGUUCCUAUUUGAUUACCAGUCAACACUGAAGCAACUUUUUCAAGAGUUCAAUCAUGGUGAUCCGGAAGAACAGUUAGCAACUGUGACUACAAAUAUUAUGAUGGCUCUCCAAAAUAAUCUGGAUGGCAAAUCAAAGCAGUAUAAAGAACCUGCACUGACUCAGUUAUUUUUGAUGAACAACGUUCACUACAUAGUGAGAUCUGUGCGGAGGUCAGAAGCAAAGGAUGUGCUGGGAGAUGACUGGGUGCAGAUACACCGAAGGAUAGUGCAGCAGCAUGCAAAUCAAUAUAAGAGGGUUUCUUGGGCAAAGAUUCUGCAAUGCAUCACCGUUCAGGGCGUUAACUCCUCUGGCGGCUUGACUGGAAGUGGCGAAGGCAGUGGUAACUCGAGUGGACUUUCAAGGGCAAUGGUGAAGGAACGGUUCAAGACCUUCAACAUCCAGUUUGAGGAGCUUCAUCAAAGGCAAUCCCAGUGGACGGUUCCAGACAGUGAGUUGCGAGAGUCUCUCAGGCUGGCUGUUGCUGAAGUUCUCUUGCCUGCAUACAGAUCUUUUGCCAAGCGUUUCAGGCCUAUGAUUGAGAACGGAAAAAAUCCUCAAAAGUACAUUAGGUACACACCGGAGGAUAUUGAGAGAAUGCUGAACGAGUUCUUUGAAGGCAAGACCUGGAAUGAGCAAAAGCGAUGAUUUUUUUGGCUGCUAGUGCCACUACACCUGUUUUUAACACUUUACCUUUUUUAUUACAGAAUUGUUACAUACGAGCACGAGGUAAAAAUAAAAGCCAUUUUUAUGUGCAUAGA